Lutzomyia longipalpis is the source of this 10437-nucleotide messenger RNA. Its product is annotated as sodium/potassium/calcium exchanger Nckx30C. The coding region runs from base 802 to 2760 and encodes 652 amino acids. Gene Ontology annotation, cellular component: membrane. Gene Ontology annotation, molecular function: calcium channel activity; calcium, potassium:sodium antiporter activity. Gene Ontology annotation, biological process: intracellular calcium ion homeostasis; calcium ion transmembrane transport. The transcript has 8 exons. NCBI's taxonomy places the organism in Eukaryota, Metazoa, Arthropoda, Insecta, Diptera, Psychodidae. The record is from RefSeq and is a predicted model, not a curated record.
GUAGUUUGUGCGCGUCCAUUGCGGUAGACACAUCUCCACACGAUAAUCCAUAUAUUUUUGCCACACCAGUUCACGAUAAAUAUCAAUUAUUUUUUCUUCUUAAACACCACCUCGAAGGCACAGAGGCGAACAAGUGUGACCGAUAAGUCUGAGGGAUAUCAGCUACCAUUAAUUCCAAGGACUCUUCCCACAGCACUAGGCUCCAACAUUUCUCUAAUAUAACAUUUUUUUCCCAUUUUGACCUCCUUGGCGUGAGAUUUGCGCGCGAGGGGCCUCUUUUUGGAUUUUUUCGGGGGGAGACAUUUUGAGGAUUUUCAUUUUCCUUCUUCCUGCGGGGGACCUUCGUGAGAACUGGGAGAGAAAAUAGCAAGGAAAAAAAAGAAGGAAAAAUUGAGAAAAGUUUUGUGCAGCCCCCUCCUUGUUGGAAAAGAGGCGGAGAGCCUUUUCUGGGCCAUUUGGACUUGAGCACAGUUAAACGGACGAAGUGGUACCGAAGGAGUGUGUCCUGAGUGUCGAAGCGAGUCGAGGGGAGUUUUGUGUGUGAAAAUUCCCAAGGAAAAUUGGACCAUCCUCUGCAGUGGAUUCCCGUGUUGGAUUUGCAAACGGGAACGUAGCAGAGGAGGUGAGGCGGGGGCGGAGGUGGAGGAGGCACCAGGAUACAAAUUUUUGUAAACUCGUCAGCCGUGCGAGCACAAAUCGACGAAAUGCCGUCACCCAGAAUACCCACACAAUCCACCAGUCCAUGGUAGAAGGGAUUGCCUGAGUACACAUCCGGACAUUGUGUGUGAAGGAGGCAGAAGAAUGGGGCCCCCAAGAGACGCCCCAGGUGCCACCGAGGGUGGCACCGGCGAGAGGCACCGAACAAUCGUAGCCAUCGUCCUCAAAGUCAUCUUGGGAGUUGCGGCCACCACCCUGUUCCUGCCGUCGCAGAUGCUAGUCAGUGCUGACCACCAACACCUCCACAGCCACCAACUGGAGUUGGAACCUGAAAAUGCCACCGCCACCAUCAUUAUCAUGAACGGAUCCUCACCCAAUGGUACCAAUAAUGAUACGCACAAGGAUCCCCUCUUUCCUGAAGACCUCUUCACAUUGGAGCAACGUCGAAAUGGUGCUGUUAUCUUUCACAUAAUUGGUGUCAUCUACAUGUUUGUCGCUCUCGCGAUAGUCUGCGACGAGUUCUUUGUGCCUUCUCUGGAUGUCAUCAUCGAAAAGUUGGGCAUUGCCGAUGAUGUGGCUGGUGCCACAUUCAUGGCAGCCGGUGGUAGUGCUCCGGAACUCUUCACCAGUGUCAUUGGUGUCUUUGUGUCCUUCGACGAUGUCGGUAUCGGUACAAUUGUCGGUAGUGCGGUAUUCAACAUAUUAUUCGUAAUCGGCAUGUGUGCAUUAUUCUCAAAGACGAUACUCACCCUAACAUGGUGGCCCCUCUUCCGCGAUUGCACCUUCUACAGUACCAGUCUUCUCAUUCUCAUUAUAUUUUUUCGUGAUAACCUCAUCGAGUGGUGGGAGGCGCUCAUUCUCUUCCUCAUCUAUGCAGCCUACGUUAGCUUCAUGAAGUGGAACCAGCAGGUGGAGCGGUGCGUGAAAAAAUUUAUCUACAAGAACAAGGUGACCAGAGUACGAAGCACUGAUCAACUAAUGCCUGCAGUAAAUAGUUGCAACAAAAAUAAUGAAACUCAAGGGAUAUUUGUCUGGAGAAUUUCACUCACUGAUAAGGGCAAUGCGGCCAAUUCAUCUGAAACGUCAAUGGCAACCCAGCCCGGAGGUUCAGUUACUUCUAGGGCUGCGUCCGAAAGUCGAUCUGGGCCACCUGGAUCGAGUAGCGGAGCCACUGGCACCAGUGCUGGCACGAGUACAGUGACAGGCGCCAAAUUCCGCCACGGACUGUUGCAAUUGAUGAUACACACCAUUGAUCCACUUCAUGAUGGCAAAGUGGAUGAAAAAGCGACACAAUUGCAUGCCAUUGCCUCCCUCAAAGUGCUUCUGGACGCCACGAAACCACAAAGAGGAGCUGCCACCUCCACAGCCGCAAAUCACGUUAAGAUUAACCUAAAAGAAACGACAUUAGCUAGCGAUCGUCCUAAUGGAAAUAUAGAUACGCGACUCGAUUCGGGUUAUCUAUUACAACAGGGAAAUGAGAUUGAGGAGGAGCCAGAGGCGCUCAGUAUGUCGUGGCCUAGUACAGGGAAAAAGCGGAUAACAUAUUUGCUAGUGGCCCCCAUCCUCUUUCCACUCUGGUUAACGCUCCCCGACACGAGAACACCGCGAGGGAAGAGGUUCUUUCCGGUGACCUUUAUCGGCUCAAUUGUAUGGAUUGCUGCCUACUCGUACUUGAUGGUGUGGUGGGCCAACGUCGCCGGUGACACUGCCCGCAUUCCACCAGAGGUGAUGGGUCUGACUUUCCUAGCUGCAGGUACCUCAAUUCCGGAUCUCAUUACAUCCGUGAUCGUGGCCCGAAAGGGAUUCGGUGAUAUGGCUGUCUCUAGUUCCGUGGGUAGCAACAUUUUCGACGUCACCGUAGGAUUGCCAGUGCCGUGGCUGCUGUAUGGCAUAAUUUAUGGACAACCGGUCACAGUGAAUUCGGUCGGAAUGGUUUGUUCAAUUACAAUUUUAUUUAUGAUGUUAUUAUUUGUCAUCCUGUCGAUUGCCUGUUUCCGAUGGCGAAUGAACAAAAGUCUCGGCCUAACCAUGUUCUUGCUGUACUUUGUCUUCGUCGCCGUGUCUCUUAUGUUCGAGUACGAUUUCAUUGAGUGCCCCGUUUAAGUUUGAACACAUACAAAAAACAAACAAAAAAAAUGGAAAUAGGGAACCCCACCAUUCGCCCAGCAUUUUCCCCCAAACUAAAAGAAAAUACCAAAUAAAAGAAGAAGAACCUCCCCGCAUAAUGAUUCCAACAUAAUAUAAAAAAAAUCUCCAGUGUCUGCAGAAGUAUUAUUCACCAAUCGAUUGAUGCAGCUGAAAGAAAAAUUUUCUCAGCAAACAAAAGCGAUUGGCCCCGAAGAAAAAAAAUAUAUUGCGGGAUGGUUUAAAAUUCUUGCGUGAAAAUGCUACUUUUGCUCAGCAAAACUGCAUUCAAUAGUGUUCCAUUAAAAUGUCAUUCGCGUAUACACACCAAGUCGCAGUUGAAGGAGUUAAAUUUCGCGUAAAUAGCCAUUAAACAAAGUAUAUAAAAAAAGAGUUGUUUUAUAAUGUCAAAUAGUAAAAAAAAAAAAGAAUUAUUAUAUUAUAAAUGAAAAACAAUCAAUAUAGAAAGAAUUUCCUUUCGUUCGAAGCUCUGCGGCGCGGAUAGGAAAAAAAACGAUGAGACAUUAAAUUAAAAUUGCAAAAAAAAAAUCUAAAACAUUAGUCAGCUUCAAAUUUCAUCAAAAAAGCGAAAAUAUAACAUGGCAACAAUAUAAGAGCUGCAGAAUAAAAAAAAACGUUUCUAUUUAAUAAAAAAAAAUAUUUAGUGCAAAUAUUUAUAUAAAAGGAGUCAUAUAUUGUCAAAAAUGACUGACAAAGAGAAAAAAACGUAGUCGAAUUAGCAAAAAAAAACAUUUUCUUAAAAAAUAAAAGACAAAAAAAAAGAAGUUAAAGUAUUGAAUUCCACCAUUCUUCGAAAUAUUCUUCCUCUUAUUCUCUAUAAUAAUGAAAAAAAUAUUGCUAUAUUAAACUAAAGGAAAAAAAAAGAGAACGAAAAAAAUUGAAAAAAACUCAACUUUAAAAAAUGAAAAAUGUUCUUAACUUAUUGAAAAAAAAACACAAAUUGCGACACUAGCGGCACUUUACUUGUGAUUUACUAACUUUGUCUCUAUUACAAAACAUAUUUCAUAAGCGAGUGGGGUAAAAAGCGGUGUGUGUGGAAGAUGAAAUGGGUAUGAGAAAUGAGAAUGUAUCAAUUUUGUAUAGCAUGAUUAAUAAUUCAGGAGCAGUAAAUGAGAAAAAUCCUCUAUUAUUCAUUUUAUUUCUACAUAACUUCAAUUUAUUAUUAUCCUUUUGGAACGCUAUACCUGCAACUUAACUAUGGAAUACAGUGCGUUGCAAAAGUUCUGUGACGAAGUUUAAAAAGAAAUCUUGUGGAAUAUUUUACGAUUCGAUUUUUUGUGGAUCAGAAUAGGUUUUUUUUUAAAUUAAUUAAUAGCUGUUGAUUUAUCAAAUAUUUAUGAUUUUUUGAAUUAUGAAGAGAUAUUCCUUUGUCUUUAAUACUUAAUUUUUUUUAUUUUUAUCUUAAAAAUUUCUGAACAGGUUAAUAAAGAUUUUUAUAAAUGAUUAAGACUCAAUUUCUUGACGUAAAAUUUUGUAGUAAACUCGAGAAAAAAAUUAAAAAUAAUUUAAAAAUAAGUUAUAAUAAAUUACAUAUGACAAUGGAGGCGCCUGGUUGCUAUAGGGAUUCUCAAAUUUAUUUUAAAACAGACAAAAUCUCAAUUUAUGAGGCGUCCAACUAUUUUAUUUUUAUUUAAUAAAUUUUAAAUUAACCAUAUAUCAAAAUAAAGGCAUCUACUUGUCUUUAAAUAUCUCAAAAUUAUCAUUAAAGAAGAAAGAGGUGCCACAACUCCCAUAAUUCUCCUCCAAUGCGUUUAUACUUUUGCUACAAACUGUAUUCUUGGGGACUGAUAAUAUAUUUUUCCCUUUUCACCACCCAUAUUUGGUAUGAAUGUAAAAUCGACAUUUUUUUUUUUAAAUUGGCGCCACUUGAAAUGAUGGAAAAUGUUACCUUUGAGAAGAAAAAAAAUGGCAUCUCCUUCUAAGAAUUCUCUUAUCACUGUCGCUAUAUAUACUGAAUUAUGUCAUAGAUAAGCAAAUAUAACGCAAAGUUGAAGUGAAAUCGCAAAUACAUAUAUAAUAAAAAAAGUACAAAUUUCCAUUCGAUUUAUUUAUUGAGUCAUUUCAGUGGAUGGAAAUCUAUGAGUUUAGCUUUUUUGGAGAAAGUGAUUUAAUAUUUAAACUGCUUCUAUAUUGCUUUACAUCUUGAAAAAGUUUAAGAAAAACAUACAGCGUGAGAGGUUAAAUAAUGAUAAGGGGGUAGUGGUGAGAAAAUGGACUUUCCUGCAAAUGCAAGAAGAUGGAAUUUAUCAAAAAGCUCCCCCAGGAAUGAACAGAGAAAAUUGCAUAAAAUAUUUUCAAACAGUUCCCUCAACUAUCCCACAAACUUUAUCCCCUCUUUCAUGGAAAACAAAACCCUCGUCUAGUUCUAUAUUUAAAAUCCACUCUCUCUCUCUCUGAUCUCUUUUUCUGCCUAUACGUACAUAUAUAUAACUCACGAUGAUACAAAAUAUUUAUAUUUAAAGAAAAAGAGUAAAGCAAGGUUGUCUUUCCCACCCAAAUUUGAUAUUUUAGCUACAAACUAUAUAUUUCCCUUGAUAUUUCCUGUUCUUUCAUUAAACUUUCAAAUCACUAUAAAUUGGAAUGAUUCCCAUUUUUUAAAUCAAUUCCGCAAGAAAAUAAGAAAAGUGAAAUAUUUAAAAGAUCGAAAAAAAAGAAUAAAAUUCAAAUUUUCAUAUAAGUUUUGUGAGAAACAUUUUUUCACGCGAUAUUGGAUGAAUAAAAAAAGACAAAAUACUGAAAGAAAAAAUCCAAAGCAAUAAGCAAUAUUUGUAGAUGUUACUGAUUACAGAGAUGAUGAUAAAUUCGUAAUUUUUCAAAUUCAUUUAAUUCAUAGUAAGAUUAUUGAUGAUAAAUGAAGCGAAAACAAAACAUGUUAAUUGCAUUCAAAGUAAUGUAAAUAAGUGAAGAAUGUAAUAGUUAAAUAUAAUAUUUAACUUUGGUAUAUGACAAAGAUGAGAUGAGAAAUCUUGUAUAACCCCGAAAACAUAAACAAAAUGUUUUUUCUGAUAUAUAAUGAAAAAAAAAACUUAUAUAGAAUUUGAAGAAAAAUAGGAAGAAAAUUCCAUCAUUUUCACAUCAUUCUUUUCACAUUGCAUUCACUAAAAAAAAACAUUUUUUUCACAAUUCAAAAUUUUUGCCACUAUAUACAAAAAAAAGAAAUGAAAAAAUAAAAUAUAGUUAACAAAAGCAUGUCAUGCAUACGUUUCAUUGAAAAAUCAUUCGCGUUUAUAUUUUAUCUUUAUUGUAAUAGCGUUAUAUUAUAUACAUAAUAUUGCAUUUAAUGGGAAAAGAUGGAAAAACCACAAAGAAAAAAAACUUGUGAAAAAAAAUAUAAAAGAAUUGUGUGUUAUAACGUUGUAAUAAAAGGAAAAAGUUUAUUUGCAGGGCAGAGAAAAUGAGAAGUGAGACUCACAACUGAAAAGUAAGAUGAAUAAAAAACUGAAAAACAAGCAAAUAUAGCAAAAGAAUGAAAAUUAUAAACUAUAGAGCCAUUUAUUAACUGGUAACUAUACAUUACAAUGGUGAAAAUAGAAAAUACAUCCUUUUUAUAUGUAUGAAUUAAUAAAGAAAAUAUAUAUAAAAGAUAAUUGUUAUACGCUUCUAGUUUGUAAGUCCAAUAUACACUCAUUAAAAAAAAACAUUUAAUUAUUAUAUUUUUCUCUUUUAUUAGCUUCUUAGCGAUUUUACUUUCAACAAAUUAUAUUUUUAUAAAUAUUUUGUUGCCAAAGAAAGCUUGAAAUUUAUUAUUCAGCAGAAGCUGUUUAUUUUCCUACAACUCAAGAGCAUUAUUAAUUAACAAACAACUUUAAGUGCUUUGCAAACUAAUUUUAGAGAUUAAUUUUGCUUCAAGUAAAAAAAUUUGAUGAAGACAUUGCGAAAAGACAAAAAGAAUAAAAGAACUUUAAAACAGCUGAAGAGAAAGUCAAAAUAUAUUUUUUGUCAGAAAAGUAAAAUUUAUUUCAUCAGUCGGCAAUGAUUGUUUGCUUAAUGAUCCAAGAAGUUAGAAACAUCCUAAAUAUCACAUUGAAGUUCUAUAAUAUCUGAGAUAGAAACCAUAUAUUUUGGGAAUAGAGUUUAGAACUUUGUCUUUAAAAUUGACAUUUAAUUGAAUUAAUUUGUUGAACAAGUUCUUCAUCAAAUUUAUCACAAACUAUGGUCUUCCUAUAAGCAGAGUAUAAUUACAAAUUAAAAUUGCUUUAAGAAUAAUUUUCAAAGAAAAAGAAAAGAAAGAAUUGUGGAAGUUUGUCGCUCAAAUAUAUUUUUCUGCCUGAAAAUACAUUUUCAAUUGCAUGGAAAUUAUUUUUAUUUCGGGAGUUCCAUAAAUAUUUAGGCAACUCAGAAAAUCACAAAAAAGUAUUUUAACGUCUCUCACAAUAAACACAACUCACAAUGUUAUAUACCAAAAAAAAAGAUGAAAGUCCAUAACAUAUAGAGAAAAUAUAAAAUGUAAUUAAAAAAAAACUAGGUGACAUUAUAUACAGAUGAAGAAAAAAAGAUAAAAUUGUAAAAUUCAAUAUAUUAUAAAUGAAAAAGAAAUGAUAUUAAAAAAAAAAUAAAGAAUUACUUAUGUUGCUCUGCCUUAAAAGCCAUUCACAAAGAAGAAGAAAAAAUUGUUAAACUGAAGAUUUAAUUGACUAAAAUGAGAGGGGUGAGAGAGGGAAAUAGGGAGAAAGGAGAUAAAUAGAAAAUGAAACAGUACAUUAAUAAAAAAGAUGAUGAAAAUAUGUUGUUUAUUAGAUUGAAGGAUAAAAAGUUUUAAAAAAAAAGUUUAUUUAUUAAAAGCGAAGAAAAAAAUAGAGAAAUAGAAAUGAUAUAAAUUGAAAAAAUUCUUAUAUACAAGAUGAAAAAAUUGUAUAUACAAAAAUUGUUAUGACCAAAAGAAUAAAAAUGUAAAAAUUGAUUUUUUAUCUUAAUAAAUUGUAGUGAUGAGUAUUUAUUACCACGAUUUUGAAAUGAUGAAAAUGUAUGACAAAAUAGACGAAGUUAUAAAACAAAGACAUAGAAUGAAAAGUUUUACCGACACAAUAAGCAAAAAAAGAAAGAUAUUAGUCUAAAGUUUUUAGACGAUAUUUAACCAAAACUAUAUACCGUGAAAAAAAAUCAUGAAACCAAUUAUCUCCAAUUUCAUUAUAUAUCAAACUUUUAAAAGAAACUACAUUGCAUUGAAAAAAUCGAAAAAUUUAAACCAGGAAGAAAGAAAAUACCAACAAAUAUUAAAAAAAAAAAAACAAAAAAGCCGUAGAAACAACGAUUAUUACAUUUAAAAAAGAAAUCAUGAAAAGGUACUCUUAAAAAUAAUUUAAAUGAAAAGGUAAAUGAAUAUAAAUUCAUUGAGAAAAUUAUUAUUGAAAAAAAAGUAAUGUUAACUAGUUAUAUAGGUCAUUGAAUAGUGAGGUUAAACAUUGUGCGAAUUUCAAAAGAAUUGGGAAAAGGUUGCUGAACAAGAGAGGAAUAAAAACUGAUUAAAUUGCGCGAGUUUGGAAAAUGGAGUGUUGUUUAAAAUAUUUUAAAAUGAAUCUGUCACCCAACGUAAAGAAAAAUGCAUAAGAAGUUCUUCUUAGUAAAUAAAAUUAAAUAUACAGCGUGGGGAAGUGCUAAUGUCUCAAUAUCAGGCGCUUUUGAUUAAAUUUUAACACAAAUUAUCUGUUUUUUUUCUGCAAAAAUAUAUAUUAAUUUUUGUUUUAUAUUCUAUAUGUUAUGAUUUAAUCUCAAUUGUCUUUAUCCUUAUUCUUGUCUUUAUCUUAAAAAAAUAACCUUUUUAGGUUUUUUUUUAAAGUUUUGAAAUAUUAUUUUUAAAAAUUGCCCAUAAAUUGAGACAUUUUUACUAAACUACACUGUAUACGUAAUAUAAAAGAAAACAAGACAAAUAUUAUCCUUCCAACUCCUCUUUCUAUUUUGUUCAAAUUCUUUUUUUUUAGUAAAUCUACAAUUCUUUCAAUUUGUCUGCAUACUCAAAUGAUUUUUUUUAGAGAAAAAAAUAAGAAAUAGGGAAAACAGAGGUCUUUUGAAAAAUUGUAAAUAGAACAUCGUGGUAUUUUGUAUUUAUAAAAAUAGAUAGUUCCUAUUUGGAAAGCAACAUUGAUUUCCUAAUUUGCUCUUCUUCUCUCUUUUUUCUUUUAAUAAUUUCAUUUAAAUGAAAAGAGAUUUUAGUAAAAAAAAAAAUUAAAAAAAAAAGUUUCUUCAUCCUGUUGAAUGAUGCUCUGUGAUGAAUUUUUAACAUAUAAUUGUUGUAUAAUUCUUAGUAAGUUUUUAUUAAUUUUGGCCAUAUGUAAAUAAUUUCGAUUGGAAAGUUUGUGAUAUUGAGGUUAAAAAAAAUAUUUUAACAAAUAGAUAAAGCAGAAUAUUAGUUCAAAAAAGACAUAUUUUUCAAAGUUAUAAUGAAAAACGCGCAAAGGCUCCAUUGUAAAAUAAUCUUAUAUUAAACGAGGUAAAUUGUUGCUUUGCUGCAAUUAAUCUCGUAUUAAAAAAAUCUGUUAAAUUCAAAUUAAUAAAAAAAGAAAUGAACUAUUGUUAUUAGAAGAAAAACUGAAUUUUAUUUUAACAAAAUGAUAAAUUUAAACGUUAUAAAUCUCGAGCUACAUUAUUGCAAAAAAAAAUGCAUUUCACUUGGCAAGAAACAAUAUUAUAUUAAAAUAUACGCUUAGCAGAUGGAAAGGAAUUAAAAUCUAUAUACAAAAAAGUAAACAAAUUUAUAAAUUUAUUGACGAGUUAGGAAAAAAAACAAUGUAACUCAUAUAAAAAAAAACUGUCAAUUGUGAUCUUAUGAUUUUACCUUUCCUGUUAAUAUGACAAAAAGUUCCCUAAUUUUAAACGAAUUCUAAUAAAUUGUUGAAGCUUAUGAUAUCCAAAAUGGAAAAUCUUUAAAAUUUUGUGUUUGUUCACUUUUAUAAACAUAUCGUCAAUUUUUCAAUGUGUGAAAAAUUCACAUAUCAAAAAAAAGGAAUAGAUAAAUGGCAAAGGACAUAACGUGAAUUAUAAAGAGUUUCAGCAUACAAAAUGAUAAGAUAAAGAAAUGAAUUUUGUCAGCAGGAGGAAUAAUAAAAAAAAAUGAGAAAUCAAAUAUCUAAGCGAAUAAAUUUGAUUUGAGGCGAGAAAAACAACUUUUGAAAAUUCAACUUUAAUAUUUCAGCAUUAAUUUGCUGGAAGAAAAAAAACUAAGAGGCAUAAAAUUUCUCCUCCUCCAAAGUAAAAAAAACACUCAAUUUGUAAAUAAUUUCUGUACAAUAUAUUGUCACUAUACCUUGUAAUGUUAUUGAAAUGAAAAAGUAUAUAGUUAAAACAAAGUUUUCCUCGAGUUAAUUUUGGUGACGAACUUUAAUCUCCGAAAGUUUGCGCAUUAGAUCAAUUUAAAAUGCUAUAAAUAAUUCCAAAAUUGUUUUGGAUUCUUUUUUUGUUUCGUUGAAUUUGCAAUAAGUUUUGGUGUUUUUUGAUUCGAUGUAGAGAGAAAAAAAUGAGAACGUCGGUGUGUCCAAAGAAAUAGUUCAUUUUAAAAUAUUUUAUCAUAAAAAAAUGAAAAAAAAAAACCUUAUAGAUUUUAUUAAAGUUAAGGAAAAGUAAAUAAUACAUUAAAUGAAUUAACUGACAAAUAUAUGUAAAGAAUUAAUUUAUGCAGACAAUAUAAAACCACAAACAAUU